GGUGAGUUAUUAAAAUAUUUAUACCCCAAGAAUGCAGUCAUAGAUGCUGAAACGGUGUUAUAUUAGACCAAUUUAAACUGACUGUAGAUAUUUAAUCUGUGUGAAUGUGUUUGUGUCUGUAGAUGUGUUUGGUGAUGAAGUGAAGUCAGUGUCAGUGAUGGAGGGAGAUUCUCUUACUCUAUACACUAAGAUUAAACUACAGAGAGAUGAUCUGAUACUGUGGAGAUUUGGACCGCAAGCAACUCUUAUAGCUCAAAUCUAUAAAGAGGCUAAUAAGAUCUCAAUAAAUGAUGAUGUUCUUGAUGAGAGAUUCAGAGACAGACUGCAGGUGAAUAAUCAGACUGGAGAUCUCACCAUCACAAACAUCACAACUCAACACACUGGACUUUAUAAUAUAACCAUCAGAGGCAAACAGAAGACAUCAUACAGAUUCAAUGUUACUGUCUAUGCUCAUCUGCCCGUUCCUGUUAUCACCACACAAAACUCUUCACAAUGUUCAAACUGUUCAUUAUUGUGUUCAGUGUUGAAUGUGAGAGAUGUGAGUCUGUCCUGGUACAAAGGAAACAGUUUAUUGUCCAUCAUCAGUGUGUCUGAUCUCAACAUCAGACUCUCUCUAUCUCUGGAGGUUGAAUAUCAGGAUACAAACACAUACAGAUGUGUACUCAACAAUACCAUCACAAACCAAACUCAACAUCUCAACAUCACUCAUCUCUGUCAGACGUGUCCAGGUCUCACCUUCAUUCAUAUAGUUGUGAUCUGUUGUGUUGCUGUUGGAUGUCUGAUGAUUGUCACUUUAGUUCUGAUCGUCUGCAUCUACAGGAAACACAGAAACACACAGCAACAGGUUCAGAGUGGUGAAGAGGAAAUCACUUACGCAGAAACAACUUUCCAUAAAAGACAAACAUAUAAACAAAGAGCUCCAGUGGAGGAUAACGUGGUGUAUGCAAGAGUCAAGGGACGAUGAUCAAACUCAGCUGAAACAUCAAAAAGAUAUUGUAAAACUAAACCAAACUGUAAAAGAUUAUUUAAAAAAAUUAUUAAAAUAUAAAUAUAAAGGGUCAUAGUGGGUUUAAAGGACAUACAUGCAUACAUACAAACAAACAUGCGUACAUUCUUGAAGGACUCUUAAAGGAAAACAUCACUGUUUUUCAAUAUUUUACUUUGUUCUUACCUCAACUUGGACAAAUCAAUACAUACCUAUCUAUUUUUAAUAGAUAGCACUUUUAAUCUUUGUACAGCGUGUUGUGAAUAUAUAUAUAUAUAUAUACAUAUAUAUAUAUACAUACCACAACAGCCGCUUGUUUAUGUUGUUACUGUUAUAAACAAGCGGCUGUUGUGGUCAGCACGCAGCUUCCGGUAAACUUCGCUAAGAAUAAAUAACAACUAAGUUCUUUAAACGUAGUUUAUUUAUAU
Messenger RNA from Misgurnus anguillicaudatus (oriental weatherfish), 1413 nucleotides. The record is from RefSeq and is a predicted model, not a curated record. NCBI's taxonomy places the organism in Eukaryota, Metazoa, Chordata, Actinopteri, Cypriniformes, Cobitidae.